This is a messenger RNA of Penicillium angulare, 1020 nucleotides long. RefSeq lists its product as uncharacterized. The record is from RefSeq and is a predicted model, not a curated record. The transcript is spliced from 3 exons. The coding region runs from base 1 to 1020 and encodes 339 amino acids. NCBI's taxonomy places the organism in Eukaryota, Fungi, Ascomycota, Eurotiomycetes, Eurotiales, Aspergillaceae.
AUGAGACGGGCUAUAUACGUCCUCGCUUGUUGUCUUCUUGAGCCCCUGGCCGCAUCUGCGACAGCAGAUGCGAAAUACAAUGCAUCUGUGCCAUUCCGACCGAGCAAUGUCACGGGGCUGGAUGAUAUUUACAUCUGGGUUGGAUCAUACUACAAUGCCACCACGAAGAUAGAGUUUAUACCCGAGAUCGGAUCGUCAACCAACCAAUCUGUAUGCCAAAGUCUCCAAGGACAAACAUUCUCAGCGGAGUAUGAGUCUUUCCUCGCUAUUACUGAAAGGGGACCUUAUAAUCUGGGCUCAAAUCCCGUGAAUGCCCUCUUGACACUAUGGAAUUCGGGUGCGAAUCUUUCAUCGCUCUCGACAAACCCAUGGGAAUCGUCGUCUCUUCGAUGGUACAUCGAAUCUUCCCCUUGGGUAGACUAUGCGAAUAACAAUACGACUGCAAGCGACGCGUCAACCGAUUCUUUCGUCGAGGAUGUCUUUAACUUGACCUUAUCUUCUGGAACCAAGAAAGCUCCAUACAACCUAACGGGCAUCAUUAAGGAUGCAGACUUGAUGCUAGCUAGUUUCACGAUGGAUCUCAAAUCCUGCGAUAACUCUACCGAAAGCAGCCAAAAUCGCAUGACACUUGUUGAUCGCGACUGGUCUAACGAUGCCGGUUGGAAUUGGACAUAUCCAGCAGUGGAAAUCCAAUUCGAUAACCAAACAGCAAACUUUACUCUGAACGGAUAUGCUGCAGGUUUUCCCUACCUGAUCAACCCAAUUGAUCCCACAACAACACUAGGCCCAGAUGAGGUACAAGGAAAGAUUAAGGUUUCCUUCUAUGGGGUCAUCGAUCCUUAUCACUCUGACAUCCUGGUCAACACGAGCUCCAAGCCUACUUGGCUCAGAACUGUAGGGUUUGGAAACAAUUCGGCGAAUAUUGGCUACGAAAGUGGCUCUGUGACCUUAACCCGUCCAUUGUAUUGGGAGGUUGCCACAGUCGGGACCCUUCUUGCCUUGGCUUCAUUUAAUUUUUAA